UUAUGUUGGUUGCCUCCUCUAACCUUGCUUCCCGUUCUAACAUUUCAUCGCAUACAAGCAGCAGUCGACUACAAAUCUGUGAACAUCACCGCUCCCAGCACUUUGCGAGCUACCACGAAAUCAACGAAGAGAAAUCGCAACGCCGCCUUCUUCAUCAAGGCAGAAGGAGGGUAAUUGGGAAUUUACUAUGUGUUUACACACAUAGUAAACACUUAAUUCAGAUACACGUCUUAGACAAGAUUUAAUGAAAAUAAAAGUAGACAGCCCCUUAUUCUACAAUCCAAAACAAAAUAACCUUCUCCCUGCUCGUUCCCUGCUCUCUCGCGGUUUGCUUCCUCUUCUGCGACUGCCCAUCCUCCACCUUCUACCCUGCUUUCCAUUAUCCGCUAGUCCGCAACCCGCCAUUGAUAGCACUGGGUUUACUUAUCUAAAAGUAGAUCAAAAUGCCUCAUAAAAUCACAAGGCGUAAUCGAUCGUUAAGAUAUAGACCUUUUGGUUUGUCUCCAUAUGCUCGAUCUGUGGUCCGUCUUGCCUCAUUUAGCAAGGUCAAGCAUGAGAUUUCUAAAGGACUACGAGAAAAAGAAGCGCCCAGCUCAUCAGGUAAUGGAGUUCUAAAUAAAAAACUAGGAGACCAGAACAACCUGCAUUCUGAUUCUUCUGAUGAUGAAGACAACCUGCAUUCUGAUGAUGAAGAGUUUGAAGGUACUACUGUCCAAGCAGACUUUGAGUUCUUUGAUCCAAAGCCCAGUGACUUCCAUGGAGUGAAGCUUCUCCUGCAGAGCUACCUUGAUAAUAAAGAGUGGGAUUUGAGUGGUUUUGUUGACCUAAUCUUGGGACAGCCCACUGUAGGCACUGUUGUUAAAAUAGCAAAUGAUGAAGAUGAAGGAAUUUACUCUGUUAUCAGCGCCCUGAACUUGGGAAGAUAUAAGGAAAAAAAUUGUAUAGUGGAGUUGAAGAAGUUCCUCCUUAAGGCAUGCCAAGAUCAGAAUGUACAUGCUAAGUUGAGCUUAUUUCUUGAAGAGCAAUCUGAGGAUGUUGGACUCUUAGUUUCUCAACGUGUGGCAAAUCUCCCUCCCCAGCUUUUGCCUCCCCUUUACGAUGCACUCUUUGAUGAAAUCUCAUGGGCUACGGAAGAUGAGCCAACAGAAGAGCUAAAAAAAUCUUUUUGCUUUAGGUUUUACCUGGUGAUCACUAAAAUUUACAAGCAUAAGAAUGCAGACAAAAAAAUUGUGUCGAGUAAAACCGGUGAUGGAGCCAUAAUAUAUGUGAAGCCUGAAGAAGAAAUCUUUCAUGAGCUGAGCUCUUGGUCAUUCACUUUCCCAGUACACUCUCAGCUAGUCAGAGUUGAUGAGCUAAAAGAUUACCGGAUUUGUGGUUUGGUGAUGGCUUUGGAAGCUAGCAAAAUGUCCAAAUUCCGGUCACAGUUGCACACUUUAAUAGAAGACGAUUCAUAAUUUUCAUCCUCAAGUCUAUAACGUAUAUCUAUAUUUUCAUAUUUUGCUUUAAGAUACUCUCUGUAUUAUUGCAACAUAUGCUUUUCAUCACUAGCCUCCAAUUUUUAUCUUUCUGUAUUGGGUUCAUAAGCAUAUCGUAUUUGCUAUUUGUAACUUGUAACACAAAUAUUCAUUCAAUGGAAAUAUUGGU
Cuscuta epithymum is the source of this 1644-nucleotide messenger RNA. The record is from the annotation of a GenBank genome assembly. Lineage: Eukaryota; Viridiplantae; Streptophyta; Magnoliopsida; Solanales; Convolvulaceae.